This is a messenger RNA of Colletotrichum lupini, 99 nucleotides long. RefSeq lists its product as uncharacterized. The coding region runs from base 1 to 99 and encodes 32 amino acids. The transcript has 3 exons. The record is from RefSeq and is a predicted model, not a curated record. Lineage: Eukaryota; Fungi; Ascomycota; Sordariomycetes; Glomerellales; Glomerellaceae.
AUGGAGAAUGGCCAGGGAAUUGAAUUCAGAAUGAGAUACUCCGUCCGUGACUCCGUACGCUACUCCGUACAGCUUGCUGCUUGCCUUCCUACUGCGUAG